Messenger RNA from Mandrillus leucophaeus (drill), 1459 nucleotides. Its product is annotated as killer cell immunoglobulin-like receptor 3DL2. The record is from RefSeq and is a predicted model, not a curated record. NCBI's taxonomy places the organism in Eukaryota, Metazoa, Chordata, Mammalia, Primates, Cercopithecidae.
GCCUGUCUGCACCGGCAGCACCAUGUCGCUCAUGGUCGUCAGCGUGGCGUGUGUUGGGUUCUUCUUGGUCCAGAGGGCCUGUCCACACACGGGUGGUCAGGACAAGACCUUCCUGUUUGCCCGGCCCAACGCUGUGGUGCCUCAGGGAGGACACGUGACCCUUCGGUGUUACUAUCGUGAUGGACUUACCAACUUUACCAACUUCACUCUGUACAAAGACGACAGAAGCCACGUUCCCAUCUUCCACAGCAGAAUAUUCCAGGAGAGCUUCCUCAUGGGUCCUGUGACCCCAGCACACGCAGGGACCUACAGAUGUCGGGGUUCAUACCCGCACUCCCCCACUGAGUGGUCGGCACUCAGCGACCCCCUGGCGAUCAUGGUCACAGGAGUCCACAGAAAACCUUCCCUCCUGGCCCUCCCAGGUCCCCUGGUGAAAUUAGGAGAGACGGUCACCCUACGAUGUUCGUCAGAUACCGUGUUUGAGCACUUCUUUCUACACAGUGAGGUGACCUAUGAGAAGCCCUUGCACCUUGUUGGAGAGCUCCAUGGUGGGGGUUCCCAGGCCAACUAUUCCAUCAAUCCCACGACGUCUGACCUUGCAGGGACCUACAAAUGCUACGGUUCUGUCACUCACUCCCCCUAUGUGUUGUCAGCUCCCAGUGACCCCCUGGACAUCGUGAUCACAGGUAAAUAUGAGAAACCUUCUCUCUCAGCCCAGCCGGGCCCCACGGUUCAAGCAGGAGAGAACGUGACCUUGUCCUGCAGCUCCUGGCGCUCCUUUGACAUGUACCAUCUAUCCAGGGAGGGGGAGACGCAUGAACUUAGGCUUCCUGCAGUGCCAAGCGUCAAUGGAACAUUCCAGGCCGACUUCCCUCUGGGCCCUGCCACCCACGGAGGAACCUACAGAUGCUUCGGUUCUUUCCGUACCACACCCUACAAGUGGUCACACCCGAGUGACCCACUGCCCGUUUCUGUCACAGGAAACCCGUCAAGUAGUUGGCCUUCACCCACUGAACCAAGCUGCAAAACCAGUAUCAUCAAACACCUGCCUAUUGUGAUUAGGUACUCGGUGGCCACCAUCAUCUUCACCAUCCUCCUCUUCUUUCUCCUUCGUCGCUGGUGCUCCGACAAAAAGAAUGCUGCUGUAAUGGACCAAGAGCCUGCGGGGGACAGAACAGUGAACAGGGAGAUAGACUCUGAUGAACAAGACCCUCAGGAGGUGACAUACGCACAGUUGGAUCACUGCGUUUUCACACGGGGAAAAAUCACUCGCCCUUCUCAGAGGCCCAAGAGACCCCCAACAGAUACCAGCGUGUACAUGGAGCAUCCAGAUGCUGAGCCCAGAUCGUUGUCUCCAGCCCAGGAGCACCACAGACGCCUGGAGGGGUCUUCUAGGGAGACCACAGCCCUGUCUCAAAACCGGCUUCACAGCUCCAAUGUACCAGCCGCAGGAAUCUGA